CCAAAACAGAGGUUAAGAGGUUAAACAACCAGCGGCAGCGCGGGAUCAGCAGGAGGUGCUCGCCACGCGUGUUGCGGCCGUGGUUCUGCCCGCGGGUUGUAUAUAGCCCGAGAUUUGCCUUCACAUAUUUACAGGCCUUUAAUAUAUAACACAUGGUAGCGUGAGGAUCUUGUGUUCCUUAAAUAAUGACUGCGCUAGAUAAUCAUUGGGCUUGCCCGAAAUUAUCCUAAGGGCACCCUUUUGUAGUCUAAACAGUCUAUUGCAUUCGGCUGCAGUGGCCCACAGCUCUACACCUUGAAUCAAAAUUGAGUGGAAAUACCCAUAGCAUGCAACUUGGUGGUAAUUAGUGACGUUUAUGACGACCAGUCUGGCCUAGUGGGUAGUGACCCUGCCUAUGAUGCUGAUGGUCCUGGGUUCAAAUCCUGGUAAGGGCAUUUAUUCGUGUGAUGAGCAUGGAUAUUUGUUCCUGAGUCAUGGGUGUUUUCUAUGUAUUUAAGUAUUUAUAAAUAUUUAUAUAUAUUAUAUAUAUAUCGUUGUCUAAGUACCCUCAAUACAAGCCUUAUUGAGCUUACUGUGGGACUUAGUCAAUUUGUGUAAUAAUGUCCUAUAAUAUUUAUUAUUUAUUAGUGGAAAUAACACAUCAUAUGUUGUGUACAGUCGCCAUCAGAUAUAUCGGAGCGGCCAAGGUGCUCAUAAAUAUCUGAACACUCCUCUAUUUUCAAGACGCUAGAGUGCAUGUCCAGAUAUUUUUGAGCACCUCGGCCGCUCCGAUAAAUCUGAUGGCGACUGUACUAAAUAAAUCUAAAUAUCGCUCAAGGUACAUACUGUCAAUUAAUCAAAUUAAAUCAUGAAUUAUAUUACCUAUGUAUAUAUACAAGGAUGCGUCAAUCGAUGUAAUCCGGAGAUAUCGGCCACAUCAGGCAAUUAACAGUACUGGUAUAUUAGAUUCACACAUUGGUUUAAGAGCCGUCAGUUGAAUAACAUGUUGCAGUUGCUAGUAGUGGCGCUCUUGGCAUCAGCUGCGGUGGCGGAAGAGGCCGAGCCCGCGGAAGCGGCGGCAAAACCGGUGCCUUUGGAGGCGAAGCCGUCUGAGAAAGCGGAGCAGACUGUGAUGAAAGACGCGGAGUCUAUACAUCGUAACCGUCAGCACCUGGACGACUAUUAUGACUAUCACGACCAUAACAACCUUCUCUACCUCAAGGCUAAGCUUGAUGGGCCUGAAAGUCAUCGUGAAGGUCCUAUCAUAGCUCGCAACCUUCCCAGUCAACACGAAAAGGGACAUGUUAACAUUGCUGAGCAAGAUGAGAUCAUCAAGUUCACAUAUAGCCCUGCGUAUUACGAACCUAUUUGGGUUCUGGACUACAGAUUCCUAAAGUCAGGUGGCAGGAGGUACACGCGGGGACCGGGAGGACAGGUCCUUAUUCUUCCGAGGAGCUACCAGCAUUACAAGGGGGAUGGCACCGGUGACUACGACCAAUUGGUCGAGUUUUGGCGCUUGAAGUUGAUUGCCGAACAAAAAAAGAGAAUGCACGAAAACGGGCUGGGUGGCCAUGGAUAUGGACAUGGACAUCAACACCACGGAUAUGGAGAAUAUGAACAUACUGACAUGGAAAGAGAACCAAUGUACCGGGAAAGGGAGAAUUUGCACCGGGAAACAGGACGUAUGCACGGAUAUCAUUAAUGUCAAACCCACUGUACUAAUCGUGUUUUUACUAUUCCGACAAAAUGAAAUGUAAUAAUUAAAACAUUAAAUCAUAA
This is a messenger RNA of Cydia pomonella (codling moth), 1758 nucleotides long. RefSeq lists its product as uncharacterized. The record is from RefSeq and is a predicted model, not a curated record. NCBI's taxonomy places the organism in Eukaryota, Metazoa, Arthropoda, Insecta, Lepidoptera, Tortricidae. The transcript is spliced from 4 exons. Bases 983 to 1681 code for a protein of 232 amino acids.